AAAACGAUUACGGAGAGAAAAGCCGUUGGUUGAUGGUUGGGCGUGAAAUGGCAGGGAAUAUGCUACCGGGAAUACGAAGGGUGGUUGGAAGAAGUGGUUGUGACGGUUAUAGAGGGUGGAGUAGAUGCUUGAGCUCUAACAUAGAGUCAGACGCAUUGGUGGAAGUGAAGCCAGGGGAGGUUGGAAUGAUAUCCGGUAUUCCAGAACAACAUCUAAGGAGAAGGGUCGUCAUUUAUUCCCCUGCAAGGACCGCAUCCCAGCAAGGCUCAGGCAAAGUUGGAAAAUGGAAAAUGGAUUUCUUAUCUACGCAAAAGUGGGAAAAUCCGUUGAUGGGUUGGACUUCAACCGGUGAUCCUUACUCUUAUGUCGGUGAGGCAGCUCUCAGCUUUGAUAGCGAAGCUGCUGCCAGGGCUUUUGCUGAAAAACACGGUUGGGACUAUACGGUUAAAAAACGUCACACUCCCCUUUUAAAGCCUAAAUCUUACGCAGAUAACUUCAAAUGGAAGGGACCAGACAAAACUGACGAUGGGCAUGCUUAUUAGCCUCUUUCACACGAUUACACGAGUAUCUGUUAUGUUAUUGUUACAUAGUAAAUAGGUUGGGUAAUUAGUGAUGUCCAAUAAUAUAGCACACGGCCAUGUAAACAAAAACAUUAAACUCACAGUUUAUACAGAUACAUAUACGGAUAUACCGUAUGAGGAGCUCUAGUUAAUACUAAAUUUCAUUUGAAGCGUUACAAGUUGGGAGAGUCAGACUUGUGUGGCAGCUCCAACUGAAAAGAUAUUCCCCCCAUGCAGCAUUAAAAAUUUAAGCUUUCUA
Arachis stenosperma is the source of this 819-nucleotide messenger RNA. RefSeq names its product NADH dehydrogenase [ubiquinone] iron-sulfur protein 4, mitochondrial-like. Gene Ontology annotation, biological process: electron transport chain. The transcript is spliced from 5 exons. The coding region runs from base 33 to 542 and encodes 169 amino acids. The record is from RefSeq and is a predicted model, not a curated record. Lineage: Eukaryota; Viridiplantae; Streptophyta; Magnoliopsida; Fabales; Fabaceae.